This is a messenger RNA of Musca vetustissima, 1383 nucleotides long. It is a transcript of the gene kra, whose product is annotated as protein krasavietz. Bases 102 to 1370 code for a protein of 422 amino acids. The transcript has 8 exons. Gene Ontology annotation, molecular function: protein binding. Gene Ontology annotation, cellular component: membrane; cytoplasm. Lineage: Eukaryota; Metazoa; Arthropoda; Insecta; Diptera; Muscidae. The record is from RefSeq and is a predicted model, not a curated record.
UUUGUCAUUUGUGUGUUACUUCUAGCAAAGAGAAGAGGUCUAUUUAAAAGUAAAUUUUUUGUCGCAAGCUAAAUUUUUUUUGUUUUAAUCCAAUUUAUUGUAUGAGUCAAAAAACUGAAAGACCAGUACUAUCAGGUCAGCGCAUCAAGACCAGAAAAAGAGAUGAAAGAGAAAAAUAUGACCCAACGGGAUUCCGUGAUGCGGUCAUUGCUGGUCUCGAAAAAACUGAAGGUGACUUAGAUGAAAUCUCCAAAUUUUUACAUAGCGCUGGUAAUAAACUUGAUUAUCGCCGUUACGGCGAAGUACUAUUUGACAUAUUAAUAGCUGGUGGUCUCUUAGUUCCUGGUGGGUCAAUCUCUCAGGAUGGCGAGAAGCCACGCACAAACUAUUGUAUAUUUGAAGCCCCAGAGGACAUGGAAUCGAUGCGGAACCAUGAGCAGGUGUUCGUCAAUCUCAUGCGUCGAUAUAAGUACUUGGAGAAGAUGUUCGAAGAGGAAAUGAAGAAAGUAUUAGUCUUCAUUAAAGGUUUUACUCCAAUUGAACGCAUUAAACUUGCGCGUAUGACAGCGCUAUGGUUAUCCAAUGGUUCUGUGCCACCAACCGUGUUAUUGGUGCUCAACAAUGAGCAUUUAAUUAAGGAUGGCAUUGCUCUCGAUUUUUUGGUUGAGCUAUUUGUCACCUUUAAACAGGAAAAGGGAAUGCCAUCACUUAUACAAACACUGAAAAAGGGUGGACUAGAAAGCAAACUUAUGGACUUUUUCCCACCAAACAAACGUACUGAAGAGAAUUUCAAACAGGUAUUCCUUGAAAAAGAACUAACCGAAAUUAUUAAAUUGCAUAAAGCCCAGGCCAGUCAAGAGGCCAAGCGUGAAUUGCAACAGACCCUAAUCGAUGACAUUCACGAUGAGAAACCCCACUCGGAAAUCACUGCCAAUAUCAAAGAAUUGGCACAAAAAUCCAACAUUCCCGACAAUGAAAUUAUCAUUAUUAUAUGGUCAACAAUAAUGUCAUUGGGCGAAUGGAAUAAAAAGGAAGAGCUUGUCACCGAACAAGCGGUACGCCAUUUGAAAGGUUAUUGCCCAUUGUUCCAGGCAUUUGCCACCAAUGAUCGUGCCGAAACGGCACUGAUCUUAAAGGUUCAAGAAUUCUGCUAUGAAAAUAUGAACUUUAUGAAGGCCUUCCAGAAAAUUAUAUUGUUGUUUUACAAAACUGAAAUCCUAUCGGAAGAGGUUAUUCUGCGUUGGUACAAAGAAAACAAUUCUGUCAAGGGUAAAAUGCAUUUCCUUGAACAAAUGAAGAAAUUUGUUGAAUGGCUGCAAAAUGCUGAAGAAGAAUCUGAAUCUGAAGACGAACAAAAGAAUGGCGAAUAACAAGUUAAUAUUU